Molecule: messenger RNA, 1700 nt
Organism: Salvia hispanica
Lineage: Eukaryota; Viridiplantae; Streptophyta; Magnoliopsida; Lamiales; Lamiaceae
Molecular function (GO): nucleotidase activity
Source: RefSeq, a predicted model, not a curated record
ACCACGCGCCAAUGGCAGCCCUCAAAUCCCUCAGUUCCCUUCUCUGCAAAUACCACCGUUUGAAUCGCGCUCCCUCUCUCUCCCCUUUCCUCAUUAUCUCUCUCCCUCUCUCAAUACAGUAGCUUUGAUUUUCAAAUCCACCUUUCCCAAUCCUAUCCCGCUUUCUUCAUCAUCACCAUCGCAAUAAUUCCACUCAGAUUCCACUCCCCUUUUCUCUUUUCACUCUGAAAAUGACAACUCCUGCGCUGAAGAACAACUUCCUCCCUCCCGGCCUCGUCUCCAAUCUCCAGCAAGCUCUCGCAAAUCGCAAGCCGGACGAAGACGACGCCGUUUCGUCCAAGGCCGACGACGAUUCGGCCCCCGCCUUCUCCUCCGAGGGCGACGAUGACUCCUCGAAGCCCGUGAUUUUCGUCACCAACAGCGACGGAAUCGAAUCUCCCGGGCUCUCUUUUCUCCUCGAUGCUCUCGUCUCCGAAGGCGCUUACAAUGUCAAUGUCAUUGCCCCUCAAUCGGAUAAAACGACGUCGGCGCAUUCGGUGUCGCUUAAGGAGACUAUUGAGGUGAACUCAGUUAAGGUUAAGGGAGCCACUGCUUAUGAAAUUUCUGGAACUCCGGUGGAUUGUGUGUCGCUAGCAUUGUCCGGUGCACUGUUUUCAUGGACUAAGCCUCUUUUGGUGAUAAGUGGUAUCAACAAGGGUUCGAGCUGUGGACACCACAUGUUUUAUUCGAGCGUCGUUGCUGGAGCUAGGGAAGCACUGGUUUGUGGUGUGCCGUCCAUUUCUAUAUCGCUUAACUGGCAGGAUGAAAGUCAGGAAAGUGACUUCAAGGAUGCUGUCGCUGUGUGCUUACCAAUAAUAAAGGCAGCCAUGAGAGAUAUCGAGAAGGGGUUUUUUCCUAAAGGCUUCUCGUUGGACUUGGAACUUCCGAGAGCACCCUCUGCAAACAAGGGAAUCAAAGUCACCAAGAGAAGCCAGUGGAGGUCCAACCUUAACUGGCAAGCCGUUUCAAACACCAGGGCACAGGCUACUGCACGUUUCGCUGGUGGUCAGCCACCCAUGGGAUUGAAUAUUGCCCAACUCAGCCGUGAUGCAUCUGCUGCUGGUGCUGCUCGGCGUCUGACCACUCAGAAAAAGGAUAUCGAGGUCGUUGAAUCAGUUGGUGCAUCAGAGAAAUCUGAAUUCAAAAGGACAGUCAAGUAUUUCCGCGCAGAGAUGCUCCACAAGGACAACAAGGAAGACGGUGAGGAUCUGGAUUUCAGGGCGGUUGAGAAUGGCUUUGUUUCACUCACUCCAUUCUAUGCCUCCGUGGAUUCAGAGACCGAUGCUGCAGCUUUGAACUGGAUAAGCUCUGCAGUACUAGCGGGACAAUAGGAAGACGAGCUGUCGGAACUUAUCUGUACAUUUUGAAGCCUCAAGCUUGAUCAUCUGUCACAUGUAUUUUUCUAAUACCAUGUGGCAGUAUUAAUUUAUUUUUUCCCCUCAUUUCUUCUGCAGAAACUUAGUUUCUUUCCCAUUAUUUUUAACAGUUACUCAAAAAUGGAUCAUAGGUUGGUUUUUUUGGUUUCUUGAUUUUGUUUUUUUUUUUUUGGGUUUUAUCCUCAAAUUCUGGUUUUUUUUGAGGUUGGUGUACGUAUUGGUUUGUUGUAUAAACUCUGCUUUACCAGAAAGAAUAGGGUUUUUAGUUACUGAAUUUUUCUUACA